Molecule: messenger RNA, 8946 nt
Organism: Coregonus sp. 'balchen'
Lineage: Eukaryota; Metazoa; Chordata; Actinopteri; Salmoniformes; Salmonidae
Source: the annotation of a GenBank genome assembly
AUGAGUGAGUUUCGGAUACACCAUGAUGUCAACGAGCUGCUCAGUCUGCUUCAUGUGCGAGGAGGUGAUGGCGCAGAAGUGUUUAUUGAUCUGCUGCAGAAGAACAGGACACCUUACGUCACCACAACAGUGUCUACACACAGUGCAAAGGUGUUUAAUGGGGAAGUUAUUGGCAAAUGUUUUAUAGGUUUAUGUUCUUCCUAUGCGUUUCCUACAGAUAACAUUGAUUAAUUAAACUUUCAUUCCCAGGUCAAAAUAGCAGAGUAUUCAAAGACGCCAGAGGACUUCCUAAGGAAAUAUGAUGAGCUCAAGUCAAAAAAUGUCCGCAACCUGGACCCACUGGUCUACCUCCUAUCAAAGCUUAGUGAGGAUAAAGAGGUAAUCACUUACAUUUCACAUCUAAUGUUGUUCAGAUGCUGACAAUAACUGCACUGUUCAAAUGUCAAGUACAGUAGAGUAUUGUGUUAUGUCCCAAUAACAUUGUGUUGUGUGUUGAUCUUCUCCAGAUGCUCCAAUGUCUGCAACAGAAUGCCAAAGAAAGGUCUGAAGCAUCUGCUAAUGCGACAACAAGUACAACCUUUGCUAUCCCUCCAACCAGCACCAAGAUAUCAAUGCAGGAACUCGAAGAGCUGCGCAAGAAGCUGGGGAAUGUCACUGCCAGCUCCAGUGUGCCCCAGGUGUGUACUCGCGUCAUUUUAAGGUUACUUUUGAUUAGGUUCAGGAUAUUUUUUUCCUGACCAGGAAAGGCCUGAUGCCCUAUUAUAGUCUAUUACAUAUGUUUUACUAUUGCUAGAGUCUGGAGUUUUUCCUGGUCAAGUCAUGUAUUUAGGAAAACUCCUGGCCCGCGUAUGACUACCUCAAGUGGGCCGGACCAAAUUGUUUUGAAAAGGCUAGAGUUGAAUACAUCUCUAAGUAAUACUACUUUUCCCCCAUGUUUGCAGUCUGCUGAAGUCACACGAAAGAUGCUGAGGGACAGACACAACAAAAAGAACCCCACUCAGCCCAACCCGGUGUUUCCCAACUGGGUGUAUGACCGGCCUGCUCUGAUUGGGGACUUCAUCACCGGUGCCACACCAGCAGGAGGAGACCCAGCAGUGGCCAUUGGUAUGAAUGCUCCUCAUAUCUCACUUUGACACAUUUUGAUAAACUUAAUGAAAUUCCUGCAUAGUUUCACAGACUGAGUGGCUGCUCAUUUUUAUUUAAUAACAAAAUGUGUGAAAAUGUACCUGGUAUGUUUAGUGGUUAUGAGGAUGAGCAUCCUUCAAAUAAUCUCUAUGGUGUUUUAUGAUCAGGUACAAUGCCCCUGCCAGCCCAGGAGCAGGCGUUGGUUGAUGAUCUGCUGUUUGUGCUGGUCGGUGUGGAUGGCAGAGACAUCACGGCCCAGCCUGUCCUCGGGAGGCAGAAUCGCUCCUUCAUCGUUGACCCCACCCUUGACAUGUCCAUCAAGGAGCUGGUCAAUAGGAUACUACCAGUCGCCUCAUACUACUCUACUAUAACACGGUGAGUGAACUUUAAAAGGGGAAUAUUUGGUAUUUUUAUAUUUUAUUAGUAUCUCCAUUAGCUGUUGCUAAAGCAGCAGCUACUCUUCCUGGGAUCCACAUGAAACAUGACAUAAUACAGAACAUUAGACAAGAGCAGCUCAAGGACAGAACUACAUACUUUUUUCUUUUAAAGGCACACAUAGCCUACUUAACAAUACAUACACACAAACUAUCUAGGUCAAAUAGGGGAGAGGUGUUGUGCCGUGAGGUGUUGCUUUAUCUGUUUUUAAACCAGGUUUGCUGUUUAUUUGAGCAAUAUGAGAUGGAACGGAGUUCCAUGCAAUAAUGGCUAUAUAUAGUACUGUACAUUUUCUUGAAUUUGUUCUGGAUUUGGGGACUGUGAAAAGACCCCUGGUGGCAUGUUUCCUAUAAAAAUAAGAAGUGAUGCAGUCAAUCUCUCCUCAACUCUUAGCCAAGAGAGACUGGCAUGCAUAGUAUUUAUAUCAGCCCUCUGAUUACAAUGAAGAGCAAGAUGUGCCGCUCUGUUCUGGGCCAGCUGUAGCUUAACUAGGUCUUUCCUUGUAGCACUCGACCACACGACUGGACAAUAAUCAAGAUUAGACAAAACUAGAGCCUGCAGAACUUUCUUUUUGGAGUGUGGUGUCAAAAAAGCAGACAGACCUCUCCCCAUCUUUACAACCAUUGAAUCUAUGUUUUGACCAUGACAGUUUACAAUCAAAGGUAACGCCAAGUAAUUUAGUCUCCUCAACUUGUUCAACAGCCACACCAUUCAUUACCAGAUUCAGCUGAGGUCUAGAACUUAGGGAAUGAUUUGUACCAAAUACAAUGCUCUUAGUUUUAGAGUUGUUCAGGACCAGUUUAUAACUGGCCACCCAUUCCAAAACAGACUGCAACUCUUUGUUAAGGGUUUCAGUGACUUCAUUAGCUGUGGUUGCUGAUGCGUAUAUGGUUGAAUCAUCAGUAUACAUGGACACACAUGCUUUGUUUAAUGGCAGUGGCAGGUCAUUGGUAAAAAUAGAAAAGAGUAGAGGGCCUAGAGAGCUGCCCUGGCCCUGCGGUACACCACACUUUACAUGUUUGACAUUAGAGAAGCUUCCAUUAAAGAAAACCCUUUGAGUUCUAUUAGAUAGAUAGCUCUGAAUCCACGAUAUGGCAGAGGUUGAAAGGCCAUAACACAUACAUUUUUUCAACAACAGGUUAUGGUCAAUAAUAUCAAAGGCUGCACUGAAAUCUAACAGUACAGCUCCAACAAUCUUCUUAUUAUAAAUUUCUUUCAACCAAUCAACAGUCAUUUGUGUCAGUGCAGUACAUGUUGAGUGCCCUUCUCUAUAAGCAUGCUGAAAGUCUGUUAAUUUGUUUACAGAGAAAUAGCAUCGUAUUUGGUCAAACAAUUUUUUUCCCAACAGUUUGCUAAGAGCUGGCAGCAAGCUUAUAGGUCUGCUGUUAGAACCAGUAAAGGCCGCUUUACCACUCUUGGGUAGCGGAAUUACUUUGGCUUCCCUCCAGGCCUGAGGACCAAGACCUUCCUCUAGGCUCAGAUUAAAGAUGUGACAGAUAGGAGUGGCUAAAGAGUCAGCUACCAUCCUCAGUAGCUUUCCAUCUAAGUUGUCAAUGCCAGGAGGUUUGUCAUUAUUGAUUGAUAACAAUAAUUUUCCCACCUCUCCCACACUAACUUUACAAAAUUCAAACUUGAAAUGUUUUUCUUUGAUUAUUCGUUUUUUUUAUGCAUGAAUACGAUGACUCACUGUUCGUUGUUGCCAUUUCCUGCCUAUGUUUGCCCACUUUGCCAAAGAAGUAAUCAUUAAAAUAAUUGGCAACAUCAAAUGGUUUAGUGAUGAAUAAGCCAUCUGAUUCAAUGAAAGAUGGAGUUGAAUUAGUCUUUCUGCCCAUAAUUUCAUUUAAAGUACUCCAAACUUUAUAUCAUUGAUCUUGGCUUCAUAAUACAGUUUCUUCUUCUUUUUGUUGAGUUUAGUCAUAAUUUCUCAAUUUGCAGUAAGUCAGCCAGUCAGAUGUGCAGCCAGAUUUAUUAGCCACUCCCUUUGCCCCAUCUCUUUCAAGCAUACAGUUUUUCAAUUCCUCAUCAAUCCAUGGAGCCUUAACAGUUCUAACAGUCAGUUUCUUAACAGGUGCAUGUUUAUCAAUAAUUGGAAGAAGCAAUUUCAUAAAUUCAUCAAGUGCAGCAUCUGGAUGCUCCUUAUUAAUCACAUCAGACCAACAAAUAUUUGUAACAUCAUUCACAUAAGUCACAGCAAAAUCUUUUGUAUGAUCUCUUAUAUACUAAGAGAUCAUACAAAGAGCUCAGUUGGUAGAACAUGGCGCUUGCAACGCCAGGGUUGUGGGUUCGUUUCCCACGGGGGGCCAGUAUGAGAAUGUAUGCACUCACUAACUGUAAGUCGCUCUGGAUAAGAGCGUCUGCUAAAUGACUUAAAAUGUAAAAAGAAAAAUACUAUUUUAGGCCCAGCUGUUGGAACUUUGGCUUUCCUGGAUAUAGCCACUAUAUUGUGAUCACUGCAUCCAAUGGGUACAGAUACAGCUUUAGAACAAAGUUCUACAGUAUUAGUAGAAAUGUGAUUGAUACAUGUGGAUGAUUUUGUUCCUGUAGUGUUUGUAAACACCCUGGUAGGUUGAUUACACCAUUGAACCAGAUUACAGGCACUGGUUACAGUAAGAAGCUUCCUCUUGAGAGGACAGCUUGAUGAAAACCAAUCAAUAUUCAGCUCCCCAAGAAACUAGACCUCUCUGUUUACAUCACAUACACUAUCAAGCAUUUCACACAUAUUAUUUAGAUACUGACUGUUCGCACUUGGUGGCCUAUAGCAACACCUCAAAAGAAAAGGCUGAGAUGUGCCAAGUGAACCUGCAACCACAAGACUUCAAUAACACUUGAAAUAAGAUAUGCUCUAAGCAUUACAGGGAUUUGGCUCUGAAUAUAUAUAUAUAUAUAUAUAUAUAUAUAUAUAUAUAUAUAUAUAUAUAUAUAUAUAUAUAUAUAGUUUACAUAGUUGAAUGUGCUGACAACAAAAUCACACAAAAAUGAUCAAUGGAAAUCAAAUGUAUCAACCCAUGGAGGUCUGGAUUUGGAGUCACCCUCAAAAUUAAAGUGGAAAACCACACUACAGGCUGAUCCAACUUUGAUGUAAUGUCCUUAAAACAAGUCAAAAUGAGGCUCAGUACUGUGUGUAGCCUCCACGUGCCUGUAUGACCUCCCUACAACGCCUGGGCAUGCUCCUGAUGAGGUGGCGGAUGGUCUCCUGAGGGAUCUCCUCCCAGACCUGGACUAAAGCAUCCGCCAACUCCUGGACAGUCUGUGGUGCAACGUGGCGUUGGUGGAUGGAGCGAGACAUGAUGUCCCAGAUGUGCUCAAUUGGAUUCAGGUCUGGGGAACGGGCGGUCCAUAGCAUCAAUGCCUUCCUCUUGCAGGAACUGCUGACACACUCCAGCCACAUGAGGUCUAGCAUUGUCUUGCAUUAGGAGGAACCCAGGGCCAACGCACCAGCAUACGGUCUCACAAGGGGUCUGAGGAUCUCAUCUCGGUACCUAAUGGCAGUCAGGCUACCUCUGGCGAGCACAUGGAGGGCUGUGCGGCCCCCCAAAGAAAUGCCAACCCACACCAUGACUGACCCACCACCAAACCGGUCAUGCUGGAGGAUGUUGCAGGCAGCAGAACGUUCUCCACGGCGUCUCCAGACUCUGUCACGUCUGUCACAUGUGCUCAGUGUGAACCUGCUUUCAUCUGUGAAGAGCACAGGGCGCCAGUGGCGAAUUUGCCAAUCUUGGUGUUUUCUGGCAAAUGCCAAACGUCCUGCACGGUGUUGGGCUGUAAGCACAACCCCCACCUGUGGACAUCGGGCCCUCAUACCACCCUCAUGGAGUCUGUUUCUGACCGUUUGAGCAGACACAUGCACAUUUGUGGCCUGCUGGAGGUCAUUUUGCAGGGCUCUGGCAGUGCUCCUCCUGCUCCUCCUUGCACAAAGGCGGUGGUAGCGGUCCUGCUGCUGGGUUGUUGCCCUCCUACGGCCUCCUCCACGUCUCCUGAUGUACUGGCCUGUCUCCUGGUAGCGCCUCCAUGCUCUGGACACUACGCUGACAGACACAGCAAACCUUCUUGCCACAGCUCGCAUUGAUGUGCCAUCCUGGAUGAGCUGCACUACCUAAGCCACUUGUGUGGGUUGUAGACUCCGUCUCAUGCUACCACUAGAGUGAAAGCACCGCCAGCAUUCAAAAGUGACCAAAACAUCAGCCAGGAAGCAUAGGAACUGAGAAGUGGUCUGUGGUCACCACCUGCAAAACCCCUCCUUUAUUGGGGGUGUCCAUUUGCACAACAGCAUGUGAAAUUUAUUGUCAAUCAGUGUUGCUUCCUAAGUGGACAGUUUGAUUUCACAGAAGUGUGAUUGACUUGGAGUUACAUUGUGUUGUUUAAGUGUUCCCUUUAUUUUUUUGAGCAGUGUAUAUUAAUAUGGGCUAUUUUCAGCCCUUUCCUGGGUAGCUUACCAGAGAUAGACAUAAUACUGAUAAGAGCAAACAAAGCAAGAGAAAAAAAUGUACAUUCAGCAGUCCAUUAAUCAGUUGGUGUGUGUGCGCUGCGGGGUUGAAGCUACUAACCCAUAGGCUUUGCCCUCUCAUCCCUUCCAAGCUUCUGGGAGUGAGGAUAGACAAUGAGCCUGUCAUAGCGGAUGUAAGCAAUGUCCCCACGCGCUCUGGUAGCUUUCAUGGCUGGGAUAAGUUCUUUCCUCUUCUGGCGCACAGCUUCAGUAUAGUCCUUGUUGAGGAAGAUGUAUGUUCCUCUCAAGUUCUUGGCUCUUUCCAGAACAGCUACCUUGUCCUUGAACCUCAGGAACUUGACCACUAUUGGCCUGGGCCUGUCACCUGGGCUGGUGGUGGGUUUUCCAGUCCUGUGGGCUUGCUCCACCUCAAUCUUCCUGUGGUCCAUCUUACAUUUCUCAGAUCUUUUCCCUCACUUUGUCCUCAGACUCCUUCCAGGUCUCAUGUGGAGAUUCUGCAAUUCCGUCCACAACCAUGUUGUUCCGUCUUGAUUGUCCCUCUGAUUUAUCCGUCAUUGUUAUCAUGGAUUCACACACACAACUGAUGUCCUCUCUCAAUGACUUACAGAUUGCGUUCAUCUUGCCGUUCUCCUGUUUCAACUCAUCGAGCUGACCCUGGGAGAACUGCAAACUAUUCUUCAGGUCCUGGACCUCUCUGGUCAGAUCGUCCAUUCUUUUAUUAGUUGAAUCCACCAGUAUUUGGACAAAACAUUUGAAGCUAUUUUCUUGAUGUUGUAGCAACUGCUUGUAGAACAAUUUUUUUGUUAGUUUUAAAAUCCUUCACGUGUGGUAGAGAGACACCACUGUCCUCAAUGGUACUCCCACCGGCUUUGGUCUUUGUCAUGGUAGCUAGGAACGUAGGUUAUGCUGUUACUCCUCGCAGUUCCAGACAGGGCAGGCCACAGGGAAGAUUGAAAACAUCAAACAACAGGGAUCUAGACAGCUGCUUAACUUAGUUUUUUCUCAUUCGCUAGACUCAAAUGUAGAUCCUUACACCAUCUGGAGAUGUAUCAAAGGAAAAUGUGCAUUGUGUUGUCAAAUAUUUUGGUUUGUGUUUUGUCUGGCAUAACAGUUUGGCUGUGUUAUGUCUGGCAGCUUCACUGAGGAGAAGUCGUCUUUUGAGUACGGCCAGGUGAACCACGCCCUGACGGCAGCCAUGAGGACCCUGAUGAAGGAGUACCUGAUCCUGGUGACCCAGCUGGAGCACCUCCACAGGCAGGGCAUGCUCUCCCUGCAGAAGCUCUGGUUCUACAUCCAGCCCACCAUGAGGACCAUGGAGAUCCUAGCCUCCAUUGGUAAAGCCUUCAUGAUCAUACAAUAAAACAUCUAUAUAUGAUCCAUAUGCAUCAUAUAUUCGAUCAUACAAUAUACUGUGGUUGGUAGAUAUAUAUAUAUGCAUUGGACAUUGUACUUUUUGCACUUUUGGACACACUUGGACAUUCAAUUGAAUUAUGCUUAGACUGACCUGUCAGUGGUGUUAUGCCGGUCUUGUCUUGUGGUCUAUGAUGAUUUGAUGAUGAUGUGUGUGGUAUGGUCAUUAAGGUAUGUUGUCGUUGUUGCAGACUGCCCAAAGUUAAAAGUACUCAUAGUAUAUAAAAAAAAAUCUAAAGGUUAUUGAUGUCUAUUUAAUCAGUGGGUUGCAUGUUCUGUUUUCAAAGCCUCCUCUGUGGACAAAGGAGACUGCAUGGGUGGGUCGACAUUGAGCCUCCUUCACGAUCGUACCUUCAACUACACUGGAGACAGUCAGGCCCAGGAACUGUGCCUCUACCUCACGAAAGCAGCUAGUGUCCCUUACUUUGAGAUACUGGAGAAAUGGAUCUAUAGAGGCAUCAUCAAGGACCCUUACAGGUACAGUAUUUUGUCGCUCAACUCAUUUACCACAUUUCUUACUUUGAAUCACAUCAGUACUUUUCUAUUGGGUCACAGGCUUGGACAUGACUUAUGACACAAUUUAGAUUUUCAGACAAUGAGUUAGUUGAGCAAAUAUUUUGUUAAUUAUUUUGUCUUCAUAGUGAAUUCAUGGUUGAAGAGCAUGAGUUACAGAAAGAGAAGAUCCAGGAGGACUACAACGACAAGUAUUGGGAUCAGCGGUACACAAUCGUACAGCACAGAAUUCCAUCCUUUCUUCAGAAAAUGGCAGACAAAAUUUUGAGUACAGGUAAGACACAUCAUACUAUUUGGAUCAGAUUUGUUCAGAUCACUUUUUUUGUGCAUCCUGACAAUGGCCAGUGCAAGUCACUGUGUUCCAUAUAGUGUAGAAAACCAAUAGUAUCAAUGUCCUGAUCAUUUGCUGUGGAGUUUUUGUUUUUGAAUAAUUUUUUCUUCUCAUCCUGUUCUAUAGGUAAAUAUCUCAACGUGGUGAGAGAGUGUGGGCGGGACGUGACUUGUCCCGACGCUAAGGAGGUCCUUUACACUCUCAAGGAGAGAGCCUACGUGGAGCAGAUAGAAAAAUCCUACUACUAUGCCAGUAAGGUCCUUCUGGACUUCCUGAUGGAGGAGAAGGAGCUGGUCGCACGCCUUAGGUAAAUAACAACAAAACUAUAAAUAGGUCAAUAAUGUCUGAUGGGGUAUUUCGAAUUUGGUAUGUUCUGUUGUAUGCUAAGAGAUGUAUUCUUCCUAGGUCAAUCAAGCACUACUUCUUGAUGGACAAGGGAGAUUUCUUUGUCCAUUUCAUGGACCUGACGGAAGAGGAGCUCAAAAAGCCAGUGGAUGACAUUGUCCCUCCCAGACUGGAGGCCUUGCUAGAGCUGGCUCUGAGGAUGAGUACUGCUAACACAGACCCAUUCAAAGAUGACCUGAAGGUAAAUAUGCUAGAGAACCAGUCUGUAAUUAAUGCUAUUUUGAAUACAACACCACCAUCUAGUGGUUAUAAAGGAGAGGAGCCUAAUUCCUUAUUCGUUCAG